Molecule: messenger RNA, 759 nt
Organism: Ylistrum balloti
Lineage: Eukaryota; Metazoa; Mollusca; Bivalvia; Pectinida; Pectinidae
Product: homeobox protein Hox-D8-like
Exons: 2
Coding region: 1-759 (252 amino acids)
Biological process (GO): anterior/posterior pattern specification; regulation of transcription by RNA polymerase II
Cellular component (GO): nucleus
Molecular function (GO): RNA polymerase II cis-regulatory region sequence-specific DNA binding; DNA-binding transcription factor activity, RNA polymerase II-specific
Source: RefSeq, a predicted model, not a curated record
AUGUAUAGGAAAGUCAACUCUUAUUUGCCGAACUCGAUUCCGUCCUACUUUAGAACAGGAAACACGUGCGAUGCCGGAAGUGGUAACGCAUGCGAAGUUCGGCAUUCAGAUAGUCUACAUGAUAACCCAGGGUAUUAUCAUCAACAUUACGUUUCAUACAGUUCUACUAUGGACGUUGCUCCCCCUGGAGGCAGAACGCCAUAUAUGCAUCCCCAUAUAUUUAGUGCAAAUAGCCAUAGAGUGCCAUCCAUAGUGAAAGAGUUUCAGAAAGAUUUGUCUAAUACUAACAUUAGCACCUCUCACAAUUGUGUUACUAAAGACGAUCCUGAUAAAUUCCCUCUUACAUCCAUUAGAGAACUUAGCGUAUUCCCAAGAACGGUUUCUAUGUCAGCCGAUGUUGGUAGUCCGACAGAGGAUUCGCUGGACAACCUGACAGAGAAGAAAUCGACAAGCGGUGAUGAAAGCCAAGACAGCGACUAUAGUCCUAGUAAACCCUUCUACCCUUGGAUGAAAAGUCAAUUUGGUCCAAAUCGUAAACGGGGAAGGCAGACGUACACACGUUAUCAGACGUUAGAACUCGAGAAGGAAUUUCACUUUAACAAAUAUCUGACCAGGAGACGAAGGAUAGAAAUUGCUCACGUGCUUUGUUUGACGGAACGCCAAAUCAAAAUUUGGUUUCAAAAUCGACGUAUGAAGUGGAAAAAGGAGGCAAAAUUUAUACCUAACUGUGAAUCAGGCAAGGAUCGAAUACCAAAAUGA